AUGAAACAGCCACUCCAAUGGAUAAACCUGACAUCCCUUGACUUGAAGACCUCCAAGUUCAAGUUCCUGCACUUCCUGCAGCGAAGAAGAAACGGGGCCGACCUCGAAAGCAACAAGCUACUGUGCUGGUUGGCAGUUCCUACCUCUGAGCCUGCAGGGCAGGAUCUACGAGCAGCACCUGCACCUGCUUCAGAGGCUAUUGUGAAUGAACCACAGAGGCCUAAGAUCACGUACUUUCUUGCCAUGUUUCCAGAAGAUCAACUGAGAAAGCCUGAGAAACAGCAGAAAGCCAUCAACACUUUUCUUUGCCUGAGUUCGGACCAGGAGUUUGACACCCUCAAAGCACAAAUCCUUCAGAAAAUCUCCGAGAAACUCAAGCCAAAGACACUGGCUUAUGAAAACUACUCUGUUGAGUGGUAUAUUUCCCGGCUUCAGACUGCUCCACUUGCAUUAUCUUCGGCUGAUGACUACAAAUUCCUUCUUGAGCAUGCACUGAAACAAGAAGCCCUAACUGCAAACAUUGUUAUCCAAGCACUGCCCACAGCAAAGAAGUUAAAGCACAGGAGAGACCAUAAUGAAUCAGGAGAUGAAAACCAGAGCAAUGAUGGUGGCAGUGAGAACAGCAGUAGUGAGGAUGACAAACCAAAGAAGAAAUCGAAGAAGGAUAAAAAGUCAAAAUCUGUUGUUAAGACAAUCUUGAACGAGAAGAUCACAUCAAAGAUUGUUCAGCUACAGAACAGGUGGUUGUGUUCAAAGGCUGGAUGCUCCAGCAACCAUUGUUUCAUUCACCCUGAGCAUCCUGACCACUUUCUGCUUGGACAUAAGCAACUCUUGGUGUGGGCAUCAGCCUGGAACAAGGACAAUGAACUUGCUGACCUUGAAACUCCACCCAACCAUCUGAAAUUCAACUUUAUCCCUGGUCAGAAAUCUGAGGUGUCACCCCUGCUUCAACAUCGUCUAGCUGAGCGUAACCAGCCAAUGACUGGACAUGCUAGCAGCCCCAUCAUCAAUUUCAACAUCCCCCCUGAUCUCCUUGCUCUGUGGCAUCCUCCAGGCGAAAUCUGUGAUGUUCAAAAUGUCAAUAAUGCACCUGCUGCUGCCAUCACAUCGGACCAAGCUUCACUAAUGCCUGUGGGUGCUCAACUUGGCCCUGACCUCUCCCUCAAUGACUUCUGUGCUCAGUAUUCCCUUAGCGAUGAUAUCCAAUCGAAGUUGCAUAAGAAUGGCUAUAUGGGGACUGAUGUGGAAACAACAACCUUGCUGGGUGGCAAGAAAAGGUGCGGAAAGUGUGGGAAAGUGUGGACAAGGUAUAGGGAGGUUAAGGAACGAGGUUUAGAGAGCGAGGGCAAAGGUAUAUUGCAAGGGGGAGGUAUACAGUACGAGGGAAGUGUAGUAUCUGAAGCAUGGGAACACGCGUCCGAUGCGGCCGAUGCGCGGGAAAGUGCAGAUAAGCAGAUGCGCAAAGUGCGGGAAAAGUGGGUUUGGUUUCAGACAGAGGUUACUUGCUGGACAAAUGAUGGACAAUGCCCACUUGCUGCCCAGGGAGGAUCCAAGUGUCACACCGAAACACUCUCUUUCAUCAUUGUUGCAGAGCUGAAGGACAUGGGCUUCAAGUUCAGAGAAGUUGCAGUGAUGAAGGCUGCAGUGUGA
Molecule: messenger RNA, 1650 nt
Organism: Suillus discolor
Lineage: Eukaryota; Fungi; Basidiomycota; Agaricomycetes; Boletales; Suillaceae
Exons: 9
Coding region: 1-1650 (549 amino acids)
Source: RefSeq, a predicted model, not a curated record